AUGCAUGAUGACCUCACAAGGGACCUUCGCAACCUCAACCGCCUUGCCAAGGUGAUGAGGCAGCGGCGCAUAGACAGGGGAGCACUCACACUGGCAUCACCGGAAGUCAAGUUUGAGAUUGACACCGAGACACACGACCCCCUCGACGUUGGCAUGUACCUGGUGCGGGAGGCCAAUCACAUGAUAGAGGAGUUCAUGCUGGCAGCCAAUGUGUCCGUAGCUGACAAGAUCCUCCAGCACUUCGCCUCCUGCUCGCUGCUCAGGCGACACCCCACCCCAUCGCCCAACAUGUUUGAGCCGCUGCUGCGCACAGCAGAGGCGGUGGGGAUUGCAGUUGACACCUCCUCCUCCAAGAAUCUUGCUGACUCGCUUGACCGCGCUGUGGGCCCUGACCCCUACUUUAACAAGCUUAUCCGAAUCCUCACCACUCGCUGCAUGACUCAGGCGGUGUAUUUUCCCAGCGGCCAGCUGGCCCCUGCAGAGUACCAGCACUACGGGCUGGCAGCCCCCAUCUAUACCCACUUCACUUCCCCCAUCCGUCGCUACGCUGACGUGGUGGUGCAUCGCCUGCUGGCUGCAGCCAUAGGGUUGACACCGCUGCCGGAUCAGACCAAGGAUAAGACUGCACUCACCGCCCUCACUGACAACCUCAACUAUCGCAACCGCAAUGCUCAGAUGGCGGGGCGAGCAUCAGUGGAGCUUCACACGCUCAUAUUCUUCCGCACUCGCCCAACGGAUGCGGAGGGUCGGAUAGUGAUGGUCCGCUCCAAUGGGCUGAUCGUCUUCGUGCCCAAGUAUGGCAUCGAGGGACCAGUCUAUCUCGUACCCAAGGAACCUCCCAAGGGGAAAGCUGCUGCAGUUGCUGCUGCCAACAAGCUCGAUGGGAAUGCACCAUCUAGUGACUGGGUGGUGGAUGAGAAGUCGCAGACGGUAGAGUCGAAAGACGGGAAGCGGCGAUUUAAGGUGUUGGAUACAGUGACUGUGCACAUUGAGGUCAUUGAGCCGCAGCCCAAUCGGCCCAAGCUGUCACUGACGUUAGUGAGCCAAUGA
This is a messenger RNA of Closterium sp. NIES-65, 1050 nucleotides long. The record is from the annotation of a GenBank genome assembly. NCBI's taxonomy places the organism in Eukaryota, Viridiplantae, Streptophyta, Zygnematophyceae, Desmidiales, Closteriaceae.